AGUCUACUUGCUAGUCAGCCUUCACGAGAUCCGAUUAUGUCGAGUUGUCGCAUGAGGAUUCAGUAAGUAGAAGCAGUUGUUACAGCACGAGAAGGAGCUUCAAGUUCGAAACAGCCAUUAGACAUGUACGCGAAAUUGUGACGUGAAUGGGACACUUCGCCACGAUUAUGGCUCCAGGUGUCCUGACUUGCUAGAGUUCUUACGAUGUGUGCUUCGAGGGCUGCGCAAGUAUAAAAACCCUCACAACUUUGACACAUCGACAAGUGGCCACCUUCUCGAUUACAAUCAUGCAACUCUCGUUGAUUUUCAGGAUGCUUAUGUUCUUUGCCGCUAUUGUUGCUGCAUAUUCCCCGCUAGACUUGGGGACGAAACGUACAUCUGUGGCUAAGCGCGAGGGGCUCGACGUUGACCUCACUCGCCAGUUGAACGUUAGGGCGCCUGACGUUAGUCACGUUUCAGCGCCCAACGAUCCUGAUGAUCCUGUCCAGCCUAACGAUCCUCUCGAGUCCAACUAAAACGACUGAUGAAUGGCGACGAGAAGUGUGAGGAGUAACCACGCGUUACAAGAAAGCUGUAUAAUAGAGGUGGACCGUGAGGGGUGCUACAACGUCGUCAGUCACCAACUAC
Messenger RNA from Suillus fuscotomentosus, 627 nucleotides. RefSeq lists its product as uncharacterized. The transcript has 4 exons. Lineage: Eukaryota; Fungi; Basidiomycota; Agaricomycetes; Boletales; Suillaceae. Bases 288 to 515 code for a protein of 75 amino acids. The record is from RefSeq and is a predicted model, not a curated record.